AUGACUUCUAAAAUAAAAAAUAUUGCUAUUGAUCAAGAUUCACCCGCUGAAGAUAAUGAAACUACAGAGAGUUGCACAGAUCCUUCAAUUAUUGAAAAUGCUUGUCCUCAAUGUUCCGCAUUUCGUGCCAAUGCUGAUCGAGCGUGGGAUGUUUUGCGCGAAUUUCAAGCUGCCAAUGAACAAAAUAAGAAAUUUAAAAACGAAAUUCAUCAACUUGAAUCUCAGCUCAAAGAGAGUCGUGACUAUAUUUCUGCCUUACGACAACAGCAACAGGAUUAUGAUAAAAUAAUUAAAGAGAAGGAUUUGAGGAUUACUUUAAGUGAAGAAAAAAUUGUUAAUUUAGAGGAUCAGUAUAGUCGAGUUUUGAGAGCAGGUCGUCAACACCAACACGAUUCUGACAAAAUUAUUAAAGAAAAAGAUUUAAAAAUAAAAAAUGCUGAUGAAAGAAUUGCAACUUUGGAGUUUCAAUAUAACCGUUUAGUGAAGGCAGAACAACAAAAACAACAAGAUUUUGACAAUUUAAUUAAAGAAAAGGAUCUCAAAAUUGCUUCUUGUAAUGAAAAAAUUGCCGAUUUGGAAAUGAAAAAAGACCUUGUUAUUAGUGAAGAUGCGAACGAUGUCAACAGGAACGAAGAUGUUGAUGUUGGUCAAGUAUUGGAACCUAAAGCUUUACAUAAUGAUCCUACUGCAUCUCUUGAGAUUGAUGAUGAUGAUUUGUCUUUGGGCCAUCAUGGAUCAGAGUGUCUUCAACGCCAAAACGAUUCUGACAAAAUUAUUAAAGAACCGGAAUGCUCCCAGACUGAUCCUAUUGACUCUCUUGAGAUUGAUGAUGAUGAUUUGUCUUUGGACCAUCAUGGAUCAUCGUGUCUUCAACGCCAAAACGAUUCUGACAAAAUUAUUAAAGAACCGGAAUGCUCCCAGACUGGUCCUAUUGACUCUCUUGAGAUUGAUGAUGAUGAUUUGUCUUUGGAACUGCCUCUUUCGCCUCCAAAAAAAGCUGUCCCAAAUCCUCUGUCUAUUGAUGAGAUUUUUAAUUCUAGUUUCUUUCUUGAACAUGCAAAAAACAAAUUACUCGAUGAUUUGGAGCCUUUUAAUUUUUUCUUGCCUAGUCCUGCAACUAAAUCGCCUGCACGUAAGAAGAAAGGCUUCGAAGGAUCUCAAGAAUUACGAAAGGUGAAGGAAAACGAUGAACCUCAAAUUUCGACUAUUCUAACUGCUCCACCACAAUUUUCCAUACAACUUACUGAUGAAAACUCUAAAUUGCAAAUUUUCAAUAUUUCAAAAAAAUACAAAAUCGAUAAAAAACAGGCUGCUCUUUUAUAUUCUCAAGCAAAAAGGGAUGAUGCCAACCGUAAACGACGUCUGGAACCUUCCGAUGAUGAAAACGAUGGAGGGGGAAGUAUUGCAACUUCUGAAACUGUAAAAUCUGAAAAGGCUCCUCGACAUCUUCUUCCUUGGGUGCCUCAUAGACAAGUUGUUCGUACACAAACUCGUUCUGUUUUGUCGUAUGAGGAUCACAAACGCUACGUUGGAAUUAUUGUUAACGAGUUGCAAUCUGUUCCAAAAUAUCGAUUUGAGCACAACAAAACUGAAAUACAGGCAUUGGAUCAAAAAUUGGAGGAUGAACGGAAUUUUUACAUUAAAAAUGCUUUGCAGUCUGCUAAACAAUUUAAAGCUUUUCAUUUUGAUCCAGGACAAUUAAAGAUUUUCAAUGAACAUUAUCAUGAAAUGAUUAAAUUAUACAUUGGACAACGAGUCUUUCAAGGAGUUUUGUCGUCUAUCCCAUGGCCACGAACCCAAAUUUUACAAGACUCACAAGCAUCUCAAUCUCCUCACAUUAGAACUACCAAAAUUCUUUCUCCAGGAUUGGCUCCAAAAACUCAAAUACCUGAAAUUAAACGAAAGUUUAUUUUUAGCAAUAAACCUGUACGUCAAAUGCUUUGUGAUCGAUUAAAGGACAAGCAACCUAUUGAUGAAGAUAAACAAGUUGUUGAUUUUGCUCUUUUCAAUGGUGUUCAUGUUUCAAUGGAUGCUAGUACUCUUAGACAUUUAUUAUCUGCGCCUUGGUCACAACGAAACCAAACUUAUGCAUGUAAAUUGAAGAUAACUUCACGUGUUUUCUCUGGUAAACUUUGCAAAAUUUGUUUAAUUUCUCCUCCAUUGAUUGCAUCUCGUAUUCACAAAACUGCCAUACCUCGAGCAUUUGCAAAAUGGGGACUUAAAGCUUUUUUGUUUGGAAAGGAUCCUUCUUUUGCGGAUGCUGUGUUAAGUAACCAACCUAAAGAUAGCUGUCAAUCUCUUUUGGAUGAUCUUGGAUUGGGAAAUGUUGGCAAAGUUGAUACUAAAAAUUCAAGAAAGAGAUAUUCAAUAAUUUCUUUUGACGACCCAAAAUUGGAAAUUAGCCCUCAAGAACAGCAUCAAGUCUUAAUACGAACAAAUUUACAUGCAAACGAGGAGAGAAAGGAUGGUCAACUUCAACAAAUUUCUUUGACGGCUAGAGUAGAAUUUUUGCCUGAAAUUGGCGCGGAGAAAUUAUCAAAUGAAGAACAAAUAUGGAAUUUACUUACUGGAUUACUUAAAGGAUCAGAAGAGCAUAUUAAUUUUAGGCUUAAAGUGGAAAGAGAAUCUGUUGUUUUGCAAUAUGAUCGACGUCUUCCAACCAAAAUUUCUCAACUUUCUGUUGAAGCUAAAGCGAUUUUGGCUGGACGUAUAAACAGAGUAAAAACACUUCUUAAAGAACUGCCAAAAUUAUCAGUUGGGGAAUACUUACUUAUGCCAGAUGUUGACAACGAACAAUUACAGAUUAUCAAACAACAGACUGCACCUGAAGAAAUUAGUGUACAGCAAUCUACUUCUUUUGAUAAUGUUUGUGAAGACAAGUCGAAUUUGUGGGAUGAGCCAAGUAGGAGCCGGACUGUCGGGCCUCGUUCUCUAGAAAAAAAUGUUUAUUACGAUGCUCAAUGGUUUGAUCGUUUAUUACAGAGCAAAAUUAUUUCUUCACAAAAUGAAUUAUUUGAUUAUUGGAAUGGUAUAGAUAUACAUUAUCCUUUGCAGUGGCAUGUUGUGAAAAGUCAAAUUCCUGGUGCUCUUUAUCCUAAAAGGAAUUGA
Meloidogyne enterolobii is the source of this 3108-nucleotide messenger RNA. The record is from the annotation of a GenBank genome assembly. NCBI's taxonomy places the organism in Eukaryota, Metazoa, Nematoda, Chromadorea, Rhabditida, Meloidogynidae.